Molecule: messenger RNA, 2942 nt
Organism: Trichosurus vulpecula (common brushtail)
Lineage: Eukaryota; Metazoa; Chordata; Mammalia; Diprotodontia; Phalangeridae
Gene: PRRG4
Product: proline rich and Gla domain 4
Exons: 6
Coding region: 240-920 (226 amino acids)
Cellular component (GO): extracellular region
Molecular function (GO): calcium ion binding
Source: RefSeq, a predicted model, not a curated record
CCGCAGCCCGGGCGCCCGUCCCGUCCGGGAGCAGCAGGUUUCGCCAGAGAGCGCGGCUGAGCGGCUGCCAGCUGGCUGACCCCGGGAUCGAGAGCCCAGGCUCCCAGCCCCCGCGAGCCAGACUAAUUUUGAGAGGAGAAGUGGGGGGCGUCAGCGACAAAGCCCGGGAUCCCCAUCAGGCCUGGCAGAAACCGGAGGGCGGCUCCGGUGCAUGUGUCCGUGGCUCCAGAUGCCAGACUAUGUUUGAACUUUUGGUUCUGCUCAGCACUCUGCCUGCUGGUACUUUUGCGUUUCCUCCUUGCCCAAGAAGUCUCCACGAGUCCACGCAUGCAGGAAAAAACGUCUUUACAUCGAAAGAAGAAGCCAGUGUCUUCAUCCGUAGACGUCUGCUCCACAACAGAUUUGACUUGGAACUCUUCACUCCUGGAGAUCUGGAAAGAGAGUGUAAUGAGGAACUGUGCAACUAUGAGGAAGCUAGGGAGAUCUUUGGGGAUGAAGAUAAAACGAUGGCAUUUUGGCAGGAUUAUUCAGUGCAAGGACCAAGAACAAGAUCAGAUGGUGAGAGAGAGAAGAUCGAUGUUAUGGGACUUCUGACUGGAUUAAUUGCAGCUGGAGUGUUCUUGGUUAUCACUGGAUUAGUUGGUUACUAUCUCUGCAUUACCAAGUGCACAAGAAGAAGACAGCCAUGUUCCUCAGCUGUUCAUGUAAGAACUGGUCGACAUCAUCCAACUAUUAUCUUUAGAAGACAAGAGGAAUCUGCCUUAAGCCCAUCACCUCUUCCCUUGGAGGACUCAGGACUGCCUUCUUAUGAACAAGCUGUGGCAUUGACUGGAAAAUAUGAUGUUCCCCCUCCUCCUUAUCCUGGGCCAGCAAGAGGGUUUAAGGUGUUUAAAAAGUCUAUGUCGCUACCUUCUCACUGAACCCAGCAUCAAUGUGGGAGAUGGACAUUUAUUUGAAGAAGGCGCCAUGACUCGGUUCUCCAGUAGUUUAAAGGGCUGGCUGUUUCACUUCUGUGAAGGUAUUAAGAACACAUGGUUUUCAUGAUGACUGUUCAUUUGCUCCAGAUAUCCAGACUUUUGUCUCUGACAUCAGAAUAAUGAGUGAAUUGGCUUCAUUUUUUUGUGCAGUUAGGAGACAGGCACUAAUUUAAACUUAGGAGUCUCCAGAUAAUCAGCCCAGCUAGAUUAGGCAAAAGCUUACUAAUUAUAAUGUUCUGAAGGAAGAGCAACAUACCCACCAUCACAGAAAGGGUUCUAGACUGGUUGUGUUGAGAACUGAACUAGUGUAAUAGAAGAAUUUCUUUUGCUCUGAGUCAUCUUGGGUCAAGAAACUAAAUAUUUUGUCCCCUGUGUAUUUUAACUCUCCAGAAAAGGAGACCUCAAAAAAGUUUUUAAAUCUCAUGAUGAACCAGUGGCCUUUAAAACAUAAAAAGAAUCCUGAUGACUAUUCUACAUGAAAUAGCACCCAAUGUUCUUUCUAGGUAUUUGUAUUUAGAGAUUAUCUCAGCUAUAAAUUAGUUGGGAGAAGGGGAAAACACCUUUUUUCUUCUGAUCUUCUGAUCAGGCUGCUGCUGUUGGAACUUGGAGGGCAAGGUUACAGUUGAAGAUUUGUUGGCUGGCUACUAUAAUUCUAGUUCCUUCCUAUCACCAAAACAAGGCACUAUGACCCAGAAUCUCUAGAUUCUAUAUGAAUCUGCCUGUCCCAUGAGGAAAUAGAUGGAUUCUAACUACAGAACUGUAUGCUUGGUUCAUAUGGGAUUACUCAGGUUGGAAGUUUUAUUCUAGCUCAUAAUUAAUAGUUUAAUCCAAAAGGGAUAAUUUAUUUAUCCUCUUAUCAUCUAUGUUCCGGUUGAAGAUAUGUACAAUUUUGUCACCAGUGACCCUUUGCAUCUCUAUGGUAUGUUUUCUCAGGCAUUAAGUCACACUUAAAAUUCUCAUUCUGCUCAGUUUCCCUACAAUCUUCUGUUGUUACUCUUUCUUUAAAGACUUAAAGGAACUUGGAUUCUCUCUAUAUAGAUGUAUAGAUGUACAUAUUUUCCCCCUGUGGGGUGAGAUCAAAUAAUAGCAUAUCCCUGAGAUGAGAAAUAUAAGAUUCUAUUCCUUAAAUAUUUGUCAGUUGUUACAUUAUUUUUUUGUUUUAUAUGAUAAUUUACAGUUUUUUAAUGGGGGGAGGCUGCAGUCCCUGUCAAUUUGAUGGUGCAUGCUAAACCAAAGUGGUACAGUUAGUUUAGACAAUAUAAAUCACACAUAAGUUGGAGGGUUUUGUACUCUUGAAUAAUAAGACCUUAUUCAACAUAGGCUAAAGUAAGGUCUUUGCCAUUCUCAACUUCACAAGGCUUUGUACUCUAGGCGCCCUUUUCAGCGUCCUUUCCAUUUUAUGGCCCAUUUGUCACUAACCUAGUUACAAACUCACAGAAUGUCAGAGGUAGAUGUCUCACAUCCUUGUUGUACAGGGAAGGAAACCGAGACCUCCAGAAGGGAAAGCACCUGCCUAACAUCAUCCAACUCAUAAGUGACAGAACCAGGAACUUCACAUUUAAUUUGAGAAAAGUAGCCUUUUCUUUUGACCACACACCGAAAAUACCAUAAAUAAUUAUGUACUAAUUUUACAUAACACUUUUUCUUGCUUUAGUAUAAAGACUUUUUGUAAAACUUAUUUCUCUCCCACAACCUCUGAUUUUCUGCCUUUGACAAUGGAUAAGCUAAGACAAGAGAUAUCCUGCAGGGAGUUUGUGGCAGGACUGAAAUUGUAGCUUUUCUCCAAUCCCUCAUCUUGCUCACACAUUACCCAAUAGUAUAUUAGUGAAAGUGUGUCCUCAUCUGAAAUUGAUGAUUAAAAGAUGCCUUUCCCCUAAGUGACAGUAGGAGUUUUUCUUCUGAAAUUUUUGUGAGUCUUGCCCACUGACACACAAGCUCUAAGUACAAAUUAGCUUCAGAGCCUCU